Molecule: messenger RNA, 414 nt
Organism: Penicillium taxi
Lineage: Eukaryota; Fungi; Ascomycota; Eurotiomycetes; Eurotiales; Aspergillaceae
Exons: 1
Coding region: 1-414 (137 amino acids)
Source: RefSeq, a predicted model, not a curated record
AUGAUUGAUUUUAAAGAUAUCCUAAGGUGGACAGUGGAUGACCAUAAUGCCGCCCACGAGUCAGAUCUUGAGUGGCUCAAUGCUCAAGUGUCUAGUAUAGCUAGAGAUGAGCCCCAGAGGCGAGUGAUAAUUUUCACCCAUCACAGCCCGAGUGUUGAUUCGCGGUGUACAGACCCAAAACACAAUGGUAGUGAUGUAUCAACAGCCUUCGCCACAGACCUUAGUCGCGAGGAAUGCUGGAAUAAUCCUGCGGUUGUGACAUGGGCAUUUGGCCACACGCACUUUAAUUGUUAUUUCACAGAUAUGGAUGGGAAAUCUAUUAUAUCUAAUCAAAAAGGUUAUCGCUUAAUUCCAGCAAAGGGCUUUGAUGCAGGAAGGGCUUUCAAUAUUGGAGAUCGUGAAGAAAAUGUUUAA